CCGCGUCAAUUUAUUGUUGCCCCCUUGCCUGCAUCUCCUCGGGAUUCCCGAUUGAACCAAAAGUCGCCGGAGAAUGACGACAUACGGCACGAUCCCGACGUCUUCAUCCGGCGGCGGUGCGACUGCGAGCAUGGAGUACAUCUCCCGUGCGAAGGCGACGAUAAAGGAGGGGCUCGGCACGCGGCGGGCGUGGCGAGAGAUGUUCAACUUCCACUCCUUCGGCCUCCCCUCCAGCUUCCACGACGCCGUUUCGCGGAUCCAGAUCAACAUCGCCUACUUCCGGAUGAACUACGCCCUGGCAGUCCUCCCGAUUCUCUUCCUCAGCCUCCUGUGGCACCCGAUCUCCCUCAUCGUCUUCGUCGCCCUAAUGGCCGUGUGGCUGUUCCUGUACUUCCUCCGCGAUUUCGAGCUGGUGAUCUUCGGCCGCCAGAUCAGUGACGGCGCGGUGCUGAUUGUUCUCUCCGUCCUCACGAUCGUUCUGCUCCUCUUCACCGGCGCGACCUGGAACAUUAUCACAUCUCUGCUAAUCGGCGCGCUCCUCGUGGUUGCACACGGUGCUCUCAGGACCACCGACGAUUUGGCCUUGGAUGAGGAAUCCAGCGGAUUAUUGGCCAGCCACGCUCCGUCUGUUCCGUCGUCUUAGUGUCUGCUGCUUGUGCCGUAUGUGUUUGCGCAUUUUCCUUUCUCCAAUCCCAUUAUUUUAUGUUAUUGGUUUAUGAACGAGUGUUGAUUUUUUCUCAUAUCUUGGUUAAUUUGUUGUAAAUGUAGGGAUGUGCCUUCAUUUGGUUUUGUUUUUUUUUUGGAAGAAAUUUAAAUCAGUCAA
Molecule: messenger RNA, 823 nt
Organism: Cuscuta campestris
Lineage: Eukaryota; Viridiplantae; Streptophyta; Magnoliopsida; Solanales; Convolvulaceae
Source: the annotation of a GenBank genome assembly